Molecule: messenger RNA, 1350 nt
Organism: Cylicocyclus nassatus
Lineage: Eukaryota; Metazoa; Nematoda; Chromadorea; Rhabditida; Strongylidae
Source: the annotation of a GenBank genome assembly
AUGAAUCUCUACAGUCAUGGUUCUGGGUUAUUUGGCACGCAUGUCACUUGGGAGGAUGUUGAGAAGGACAUGCAAAAAGCACUAGAUACAAAUGCUUUAUUUGGCCCAAACAAAACAGCUAAGAGUAUUGGGGACAAUAAGGGUUUCCUUUCGAAAGUCAUCCUUGUCGAAGCAGAUUGGCAAAACAAAGACAAAACAUUGCCCGAUAGAUUUGUUGUCAAAAUUGUUACCCAACUCGCAAUGCAGCAGUUCACAUCGGAGCUUUCAAACCAGAUGAAUAUUGAGAACAAAUUCGACACGGCGAAGUUCAAAGUGAAUUUUGAGCUGCAACAGAAACGAGUUCACAACACUGAAGUCGCUGUGUACAAACUUCUACAUGAGAUAGCCAAGGAAAGGAUACCACGUGCAGAAAUCUACUGCAUGAAGGAGUUUUCCGAUUGUAACCCUGUCAAGGGCUAUAUAAUUAUGGAAUUUCUCGGAGAUUUAGAAUCCGUGGAAAUUUAUGAGAACAUAUCUCCAAAGGCUCUCAGCAAGGUACUUCGAGCUAUGGCUGUACUGCAAGCAGCAUCUCUUGAGCUCAAAGAAGAGGAAAAAUCGAGAUUUACACAACAACCUUUUUCUCAACUUUACGCGGAAAUCUUCAGUAAAGAGGUGGUGAAAAUCAUGAUGAAACUAUUACGUGGUUUUGCGUCUAAAGUUGAAGAUAUGGGAAAUGAAGAUAUCGCAACAGAUGUUGAAAAACUGGAGGAGAUUCUCCCCGACCUCACAGACCUUGAGAGGGCGGAUCAGCUGGCUGAUGAAAUGGGAAUGCAGCGCGUUUUGUGUCAUGGAGACUUAUGGCCAGCCAAUAUGCUUUGGGAAAGGGAUGGCGAUAAAGCGGACAUGGCAGCUCUUAUUGACUUCCAGACAGCGCAUAUGGGAUGCCCAGCAGUUGACCUGGUAAGACUAUUCGUUUCUUGUCUCAGUGGAAAGGACAGAAGACAGUACUGGGAAGCUCUGAUUGAAGAGUUCUAUGGUUACUUAGUAGAGGAAGUUGGCGACAAGCAGAUGCCGUUUAUGCUUGGGCAGCUCAAGGAAUCAUACUAUCGCUUCCUGCCUAUGGGCGGUUUUAUGAUAAUGCAUAGUAUUGGACCUCUCUUCGAUGCAUUAUGCAAAAAUCCAGACGAACUACAGAAAGCGAAAAACUUGGCUGUGGUUACCGAGAAAACAGAGAGUCUGCUGGAUGACAUACGAUUUCAUCAUGCAAUGAACAAAUAUCUCAAAAAGAAUGACAUACGACAGGGACACUUUACUGUUGCUCCUCUGUCGUUAAUUUACAUGUCAAUUCACUCAAUUCCAAAAAGACCAUAA